CCCUCAACUCACCCAACAAUGGGCCCCCUCUAACACCAUUACUCCCCCUCUAUCCUCCCCCUCCCCCACGCCACGCCCUACACACCCCCCAAAAUGACGGCCUUCCUCCCUCGCACCACCUUCCCCACCCAAGUCUCCCUCCCCCGCUCCUACUUCCUAGGCCACCACGCAAGCGGACUCUCCAAAAUGAAAACGAUGCUUUCGAGAAUCGAUCUGAUCCUCGAAUGUCGGGACUACCGCGUCCCACUGACGUCGCGGAAUCCGUUGUUUGAGGAGAGUCUCAAGGGGAGGGAGAGGAUGGUGAUUUAUACGAAGAGGGAUUUGGGAAGUAGGGAAAUGAUGGAGGAUGUGAGGGUUUGUCUACCUUCUUGAUAUCUUAAAGAAGAGGGGAAUUAGUAAGGGAGGGGGAGAAAGUAUAUGCUAAUUCCAAGAAUUUCAACAGAAAGAAGAAACCAUCCGCGCCUGGCACGCCCCAAACCCCACCCUCUUCACCUCCCACAAAAGCAAAAAAGACAUCAAGACCGUCCUCACCUACACCAAAUCCCACGCCGAACACGCACCCAACCUCCUCGGCACCCGCAUCCUCAUCGUCGGCAUGCCCAACGUGGGGAAAUCCUCCCUGCUGAACGCCCUCCGCAUGGCGGGCGUCAAAAAAGCCAAAGCCGCCUCUACAGGCGCGCAACCGGGCGUGACGCGGAAAAUCGCCUCCGGUGUCAAGAUCGUAGAGAAAGACGAGGAGAAAGGCACCGAAGGCGUAUAUCUCGUUGACACGCCCGGUGUCUUCGUGCCAUUCGUCCCAGAUUCCGAGGCGAUGCUGAAAUUAGCACUCGUCGGCGCCGUGAAAGAUACCAUCAUCGCGCCGACGACACUGUGCGAUUACCUACUCUACCACAUGAACAGACAAUACCUCGGGCCCGCGCUGUACGCCGAGUACGCGGAGCCAACGAACGAUAUCACGGUCCUCCUCGAGGGCGUGUGUUAUAAGACUGGACGGCUUGGUAAAGGAGGAGUUCCUGAUCUCGAAGCGGCGGCGCUGUGGAUCGUGCAGCGGUGGAGACAGGGACAUCUGGGGAGGUUCGUGCUAGAUGAGGUGGAUGAGGGGGCUUUGGAGAGGAGUUUAGAGACGGAUUUUGGGAUGAGUGUUAAUCAGGCGAGGAAGAUGAGGAAGGUUGAGCUGGCUAAGAGGUCGAGGGCUAGGGGUGGGGUGGUGUAAGGAAUUCAGAGAGUGGAGCGGGUGUACUGUAUGAUAUUGUUUCGAUAUACUUGAUAGAUUGGGUUGGGUUGUACAUAUAGAUAGCUUUUGUCUUUAUUUGUUCUUUACAUAGCGCGGCGUUGGGGAUACAACUUUCAACGUUAACUCUGUCAAAAAGAGUUGGCAUUUGAAUACUAGAUAGCAUAUAAGCC
Hymenoscyphus albidus is the source of this 1404-nucleotide messenger RNA. Lineage: Eukaryota; Fungi; Ascomycota; Leotiomycetes; Helotiales; Helotiaceae. The record is from the annotation of a GenBank genome assembly.